Messenger RNA from Cordyceps fumosorosea ARSEF 2679, 321 nucleotides. Its product is annotated as thioredoxin. NCBI's taxonomy places the organism in Eukaryota, Fungi, Ascomycota, Sordariomycetes, Hypocreales, Cordycipitaceae. The record is from RefSeq and is a predicted model, not a curated record. Gene Ontology annotation, molecular function: protein-disulfide reductase activity. Bases 1 to 321 code for a protein of 106 amino acids. The transcript is spliced from 3 exons.
AUGGCCAUUGAAGAGAUUACCAACCCGGAUACCUUUCGCGCCGCCCUCAAGGAGCACAAGGUGGUCGUCGCCGACUUUCACGCUCUGUGGUGUGGUGACUGCAAGAUGAUUGACCCCUUUUUCAAAAAACACGCCGCCGACGAAAAGUUCAAGGACGUCUACUUUUGCAAGAUUGACGUCGACGUCCUCCAGGACCUCAGCAAGGAGCUCAACGUCCGUCGCAUGCCCACCUUCAUCCUCUUCAAGGACGGCAACCGUCUCGGCGACGUGUUUGAGCCCAAUCCGCCCCAGCUGGACGCUUUCUUGGCCAAGGCUCUGUAA